This is a messenger RNA of Carya illinoinensis, 608 nucleotides long. Its product is annotated as cytochrome b-c1 complex subunit 9-like. Bases 125 to 343 code for a protein of 72 amino acids. The record is from RefSeq and is a predicted model, not a curated record. The transcript has 3 exons. Gene Ontology annotation, biological process: mitochondrial electron transport, ubiquinol to cytochrome c. NCBI's taxonomy places the organism in Eukaryota, Viridiplantae, Streptophyta, Magnoliopsida, Fagales, Juglandaceae.
CCUUCACAAUUACUAAAUCGACCUCCCAGUCCCAUUCCCCAUUGAAGGCAUAGAGAGCGCUCUGCAAACCCUAGCAAAAUCACAAAAUUGGGAGCGAAGAAGCGACGCAGCAGUCUAGAUCUAAAUGGAUUCAACUGCUCGAAGGAGCGGCGGAGGCCUUCUCGAAGGUCUUUACAAGGUAAUCAUGCGCCGAACCUCCGUCUAUGCCACCUUCGUCAUCGCCGGUGCUUUUGUUGGAGAACGGGUUGUUGAUUAUGGAGUUCAUAAGCUGUGGGAAUACAACAAUGUUGGGAAACGUUAUGAAGACAUUCCAGGCUUGGGGCAAAGGCAAUCAGAAGAAUGACUUUUUGAAUUCCUCCCCCCUGGCGACUUUUUAAGUCGAUACUUUUGGAGUUUGAGGCAUUUAUGUAAUUGAUAGCUUUGUGCAUGUUUUCAAUAAGUAUUAUAUGCUUGUGUGCAUCAGACAUUUUCCAAGCAUGGUUUGAUUCAUCUUAGCUGUCGGAAGUGUUAAAUUGGUACAUGUACGGCUACAAGGAUUCGUCUCAUCCGGGAACAUUGUAUUUUCAUUUAACUUUCUGAAUUUCUAAUCAUGUUAUCUUGAGUCUCCA